This is a messenger RNA of Annulohypoxylon truncatum, 2540 nucleotides long. RefSeq names its product ion transporter. The transcript has 6 exons. The coding region runs from base 173 to 2263 and encodes 696 amino acids. The record is from RefSeq and is a predicted model, not a curated record. Gene Ontology annotation, molecular function: monoatomic ion channel activity. Gene Ontology annotation, biological process: transmembrane transport; monoatomic ion transport. Lineage: Eukaryota; Fungi; Ascomycota; Sordariomycetes; Xylariales; Hypoxylaceae. Gene Ontology annotation, cellular component: membrane.
AUUCCACCAAGGGUGUUCCACAAAUUCCCAAAUCUUCUAUAUUUGAUUCUUUUCCUCGUUUCAGAUUUCCUUAACAUUGAUCUUCCCCGGACCUAUUGUGAACUCAACGUCCCGAUGGAAUGAAAUUCACUUUCGCAGGUAUCACCAAGUCGGCUGAAGCAUUAUAAUUAGGAUGCCGAUUCGCGUCAAAUCGCGUCGCCUACCGACGCCAGACCGUGGUCUAUCGCCCAUCUCGUCACAUCCAGAUGUUCAACUUCCCGAAAUCGAAUAUGAUGAUACCUUCCGUGAUGUCGUCAAGAAGUUGUCUCUAUAUAUCGCCGAUGUUGUUUAUAUGCCAAGCACUUUUGAGCAGCUUCGGACCACCACAGCUGGCGAGGAUCUACGUACCCUUGUUGAACACCUUAGUACUCGGGUCACCAAUCCCGCCAUCGUGAAUGCUUUACUGGCAUUGCGGUGGCAUUAUGGAGCGACCAAUGAUGGCCGGGGAAUCAGUGAAGCCCGUGCGAACGCCUGCGAGAUUGUUGCCUGGCGAUUUUUAACCCGUUUAUCGGAGCGGGAAGCUGUAGAAUUUUGUCUGCAUGAGAUUCCGGAUGAAUCAGAAGGAGAAAGUUCCUCCCAUGCCGAUGAACCCGCAGAUGGCGGCGAAAGCAACGAGAGGACGUCUCUGCUGCGUCACGCAUCUGGGUCCUCCUCGCCAGACCAUUACUCUGAUUUUAACCGCUCGGGAUCUUCGAGACGAAACAUGUUAAUCAAGUCACUCUCUAAGUUGACCAUAAGCCGACACGCUAGUAAUAUCGAAGAACUCGAAGAAGACCCUACUACGCCUUUCAUACAUCUAAAUGCCCUAGAAAUCGCGGCCAUUGCAGACGCGAAGAGAUUUCUUAGCCAGCACGUUGUGCAGAAGAUUAUCACGGGCAUUUGGAAUGGCGAGAUCAUCUUCUGGGACCGCCUUUCAGUUCAUUCGGAGAAAAAGCCUCGGUUUUACAAUGCAGUUACAGCUGAUCCCUUUUCACGCCUUCGAGUGCCGAAAUACCUGAAAGCUUACGAGGUUGCAUUUUUCAUCGGAUUUUUAAUGUUAUAUUACGGUGUCUUGAUUGAGCAGAAUCGAUACACUAUCACUCCCUUGGAAAUACUGCUUUACAUCUGGUUUGCUGCCUUCUUUUACGAUGAAGUUAGCGAGUACAUCGAUGCUGGGUCCAUCUUCUACGCUGCUGACGUCUGGAACCUAUUUGAUAUGAUCAUGAUAGCUAUAGGAAUUAUCUUCGCAGUACUGAGAUUUGUUGGGUUAUACCAGGAAAACUAUACUCUUGUUGAUAUUGCCUUUGACGUCUUGUCGCUAGAGGCCCUUUUCAUGGUACCUAGGGUUUGCUCCAUCCUCAGUCUAUCCCCAUAUUGGGGUACUUUAAUUCCCUGUCUCAAGGAGAUGGCGAAGGACUUUUUGAAAUUCAUGGUCCUUGUCAUUAUUGUAUAUGUCGGGUUCUUGACGACAUUCUCUCUUGUUGGGAGAGAGAUGUUCACAUUCCCACACAUGGCCAUGAUCGUGACGAAGAUAUUUUUUGGGUCUAGUUACGUUGGAUUCGAUAUAAUGGAGGACAUUGAUCCAAUAUUUGGACCUCCUCUAAUGCUUAUAUUCGUCACCCUAAGUUCCAUAUUGCUUAUGGGUUCCUUGACGGGUAUGCUGAGCAACAGUUUCUCUCGCGUUAUCACUCACGCCCGUGAGGAGUAUCUGUACGUGUAUAGCGUAUACGUGCUUGAAGCAUCUACUAGUAAUAGGCUCACACACUUUUACCCGCCGUUCAAUCUCCUCGCGCUAGGCAUCUUCAGACCCUUACGUUUAUUCCUACCCUCGGACGAUAAAUUUCGACAGGGCCGUAUUGUACUCCUCAGAGCAACCCACGCGCCAAUUGUCGGAGUUAUCCAGGCUUAUGAAUGGCUCACCAAGAAAGUCAAUCCGGAUGGUUUCGACAAUUUCCGUGGCCCACGGACGACUUCAUUCAAUAAAAGACAAUCAGCCCCACCCCUUGAUCGUUUUGAUAACAGGCCGCGGUCAGGAUUUCGGCCACGUAUGUCAACAUCACGACGUACGAGCGCUGAAGUCAUCAGCAAGCCAAAGCCUCGGCAAGAAGAUGCAGAAGAGUAUGCCGGAGAUGCACCUACUGACACGGAAGUACAAAUUUCAGAAUUAUCGGCUAAGAUUGAUCGGCUCACUGCCUUAGUUGUGUCUCUUCAGUCUGGUGCUGGUAUCGACACUGUUCGCACAUAAGAAGAAUCCAUGCAACACUACGUUCUUCAACCUAGACAAACCUAAUCCCUCGUAUUAAUGAGCAGCAUUCAAUGCACUAUACACCUAUCUUACAAAAUCGGCCUUUUAUAUCGCUACUAAUUUAACAACGCCUACUUUGCAAUUUUAAGGAACACUAUAUCAAAAGCACAAUUCUCUCUGUAGGACGUUAAGAGCAACAUAUCCGCUCUAUAUGUACCUAUGAUGGACGACUUGAACGAAUGUCAUUAUUCCGAGGUGCAUCCAUUAGAUACCUAUU